This is a messenger RNA of Harpegnathos saltator (Jerdon's jumping ant), 2401 nucleotides long. It is a transcript of the gene serp, whose product is annotated as chitin deacetylase-like protein serp. The transcript has 5 exons. The record is from RefSeq and is a predicted model, not a curated record. Bases 459 to 2063 code for a protein of 534 amino acids. Gene Ontology annotation, molecular function: chitin binding; protein binding; hydrolase activity, acting on carbon-nitrogen (but not peptide) bonds. Gene Ontology annotation, cellular component: extracellular region. Gene Ontology annotation, biological process: carbohydrate metabolic process. Lineage: Eukaryota; Metazoa; Arthropoda; Insecta; Hymenoptera; Formicidae.
ACGAGUGGCGGGCCUCAGCCAGUCCGUGAGCGGUACCUACACCUUCAAGGUCCGCGUCCUUGAAGGCGAACUCGUCCUCGAUUAUAUCCGCCCCGUGUGCCGCACACGAAGAUCGCCGAGUCUCGCGGCCGAGAGAUUCGCCGGAUCUCCCCUCGCAGGAAAAUCGGGCCCCGCUCCAAUCCCGCUAUCCCCUCCCGCGCCCUUGUCGCCCCGGAAGUGGCCGCCAGGUGCUGCGCCACAUCCCCACCCCACCCUCCUGAUCCAGGUCCCCUUUCAUCCCUUCCUGAGUAGCAGCGUCGUGGGCGAACGAAUCAGUUGAACGGAAGUGAUCGAGGGGUAAAGAGUUGGGUGAUUGCGAGAGAAGCAACAGCUCGUGGCAAGACGUCGAAGACGAACACGAAGACGACGUCGACGUCGCGGAGAGGAAGUUGCGUUCCCCGUCGAGGGUCAGGACGAGCAUGAGGUCCGCGUCGGUGCUGCUCCUGGUAGCAGCUUUCGUCCUUGCCGAGGGCUCGAUUCGAGUGAAGCGUCAGGAGGACAAGAAGGAGGAGAGCUUCGAGAGCGAGAUCUGCAAGGACAAGGAUGCGGGAGAGUGGUUCAGACUGGUCGCAGGCGAGGGUGACAACUGCCGCGACGUUAUUCAGUGCACGAGUUCCGGCCUGCAGGCGAUAAGAUGUCCGGCCGGCUUGUACUUCGACAUUGACAAGCAGACUUGCGACUGGAAGGACUCGGUGAACAACUGCAAGCUGAAGAACAAAGAGCGGAAGGCCAAGCCCCUGCUCUACACCGAGGAGCCGCUUUGUCAGGACGGCUUCCUCGCCUGCGGGGACGGAUCUUGCAUCGAGAGAGGUCUCUUCUGUAACGGAGAGAAGGACUGCACCGACGGUUCCGACGAGAACAUCUGCGACAUGGACAACGAUCCGAACAGAGCGCCACCCUGCGAUCCUGUCGUGUGCGUCCUGCCUGAUUGCUUCUGCUCGGAGGACGGCACCACGAUACCCGGCGAUCUCCCGGGCAAAGACGUGCCGCAGAUGGUGACGAUAACCUUCGACGACGCCAUCAACAACAACAACAUCGGCCUCUACAAGGACAUCUUUAACGGCAAGCGCAAGAAUCCGAACGGCUGCGACAUCAAGGCUACCUUCUUCGUGUCCCACAAGUACACCAAUUACUCCGCGGUCCAGGAAAUGCACAGAAAGGGUCACGAGAUCGCCGUCCAUUCUAUCUCGGUAAGGCAUAAUGACGACGAGCGCUUCUGGUCGGACGCGACCGUCGACGACUGGGCGAAGGAGAUGGCCGGCAUGAGGAUCAUCGCCGAGAAGUUCGCCAAUCUGACGGACAACAGCGUGGUGGGCGUGAGAGCGCCGUACUUGCGAGUCGGCGGCAACAAUCAGUUCACCAUGAUGGAGGAGCAGGCCUUCCUCUACGACUCCACCAUCACCGCGGCCUUGAACAACCCCCCGCUCUGGCCGUACACCAUGUACUUCAGGAUGCCGCACCGCUGCCACGGAAAUCUUCAACAUUGCCCAACCAGGUCGCACGCCGUUUGGGAGAUGGUGAUGAACGAGCUGGACCGACGCGAGGACCCUCAGAACGACGAGUACUUGCCAGGAUGCGCCAUGGUGGACUCGUGCAGCAACAUUCUGACCGGUGAUCAGUUCUACAACUUCCUCAACCACAACUUCGAUCGUCACUACGAGCAGAACCGCGCGCCCCUCGGUCUCUACUUCCACGCCGCCUGGCUGAAGAACAACCCCGAGUUUUUGGACGCCUUUCUCUACUGGAUCGACGAAAUCUUGCAGAACCACAACGACGUAUUCUUCGUGACGAUGACUCAGGUGAUCCAGUGGAUUCAGAAUCCGCGCACCAUCACCGAGUCGAAGAACUUUGAGCCGUGGCGGGAGAAGUGCUCGGUCGAGGGCCCGCCGGCCUGCUGGGUGCCUCACACCUGCAAACUCACCUCGAAGGAGGUGCCCGGGGAGACCAUCAACCUUCAGACUUGCGUGCGCUGCCCCAACAACUACCCCUGGGUGAACGACCCGACCGGUGACGGCUUCUUCUAAGUUGCCGCGAGCGCGCGAUCCUCUUUCUCGUCUUCUAAGUCAAGUCCCUCCUUCUCUCCUUUCUCCUCGAUCCUCCCCCCGAUCCUCUCUCCUUCAGCAGACCUCGACCGGACCCAAUGGCGUCGGUCGAAAACGCGUCGCGAGUCUUCGCGCAGUCCGACACAUCGCCGGAUAACGUUGACCGACGCAUCAGCCGAGUAUCCUCGAGGCCUUCGAGAGCAACGGCGAUUACGAGGCGACGAGGCACACGGGAGAUGAGAGGGGGGCAAGGUCGUCGUUAGUCCGUUAGACUCCGGUGACCAUUCUAGUUGCCAAUAUUUUGCUGUUUUUUUUUUUUU